AGCAACAGAAGACAGCGCCGGUGUUUAAGCAGCAGAAGUUUGAUAAAAUUUUGUUUCCCACUUCCCAGAAGAUUUAAAAGGCCAUGUUUCGGACUAAUGUACUCAGGAUGUGCACCUUACUUGUGUCGGUUGUCAUCUUGUUCGUGUCGGCCAGUUCCAGUCAUGAAUGGGCGCCUCAUGGAGAAGAAGAUUUGUCGCCACCUCAUGAGGAAGAGUCCCUGGAGAAAAAAGCGGCUUCUCUUGUGGACAAGCUGUCCGCGUCUUGUGACGCCACCCAUGUUCUCGCUCGCUUAAUUCUCCAGGAAACCGCGGAACGAGUCAAGCUUCAAGAACAAGUACGCCUACAGAUGACCGGACAAGAAAACGUUACCAAAAUGCAAGAAAAACUUCGCAAAGCGCUCGCUGACUUAACAGCUAAAGCACAGGAGAAAGAGCCUUUAGUGGCCUUUACAGCCAGAGUGAAAUCUCACUUAUCAAACCUCCAAGACUCUCAGACUAUUGUCUUUGGGACUGUUGAGACUAACCUGGGAAAUGCCUACAACCCCCACACAGGCAUAUUUACUUGUCCAGUGAACGGCGUCUACCAGUUCUUCGUCAGCAUUUUGAGCUGGCCAAAAAAGCGAAUCGAGACACAUCUGGCAGUCAAUGGCGAAGGGAGGCUACUCGUGUAUUCUUCCUCAAGUGCCAUGCACCAUGGAUCUUUGGGUACCGGCACCAUCAUCUUGGAGCUUAACGAAGAAGACAAAGUACAGGUGAAACUUACCAGGAAUUUUGGGGAUUACAUUCACUGUUGUUGGAGCACAUUCUCUGGACAUUUGCUGAGGGCUACAUAGAGUUGCAGCCACGAUGACUUUUCAAACCAACAAUUACUUACAAAAAAUGUCUGACAUUUUAGAAGGAACUUUGUGACAGUAUUAUUGAUGGAGAAUUCUAUACACCUUCUUCGGUAUUUA
This is a messenger RNA of Liolophura sinensis, 953 nucleotides long. Its product is annotated as complement C1q tumor necrosis factor-related protein 3-like. Bases 84 to 833 code for a protein of 249 amino acids. The record is from RefSeq and is a predicted model, not a curated record. The transcript is spliced from 2 exons. Gene Ontology annotation, molecular function: protein binding. Lineage: Eukaryota; Metazoa; Mollusca; Polyplacophora; Chitonida; Chitonidae.